This is a messenger RNA of Staurois parvus, 309 nucleotides long. NCBI's taxonomy places the organism in Eukaryota, Metazoa, Chordata, Amphibia, Anura, Ranidae. The record is from the annotation of a GenBank genome assembly.
UGAUCAGCUGUGUCCAAUCACAGCUGAUCACAUGAAAACAGGGAAAUGCCAGUUAUUGGCAUUUCUCUCCUCAAGAGCUAUCAUCAGAGCACUGAUGAUCAGUGUGCCCUGAUGAUCUGUGUAGCCCCAGCAGUGCCACCUCUCAGUGUCCAGCAGUGCCAGCUGUCAGUGCUCAUCCAUGCCACCUGCCACCUGCCAGUGUCCAUCAGUGCCACAUUUCAGUGCCCAUCAGUGCCACAUCAAUGCCACAUAUCAGUGCCCAUCUGAGCUGCCUUUCAGUGUCACCCAUCAGUGCCAGUCAGUGCCACC